This is a messenger RNA of Argiope bruennichi, 2516 nucleotides long. RefSeq lists its product as uncharacterized. The transcript has 2 exons. Lineage: Eukaryota; Metazoa; Arthropoda; Arachnida; Araneae; Araneidae. The coding region runs from base 35 to 2470 and encodes 811 amino acids. The record is from RefSeq and is a predicted model, not a curated record.
CAUAAUAAAAUAAUCGGUCAUUGCGAACUACAAGAUGGGUACUGUGUUGCAGUUUGCAGCUUUCCUCUGUAUAUGUUGGCUGAUAAGAGGCGUAAUAACUCAUCCCAAUCAGGACGACGACAAGAGAUUGACUAAUAAGCCUCCAAAUCAAAAUGAUCCAGCCGGAAGAGACUUUUAUUUUGACGAACAAAGAGCAAAUGACGAUAAUAUAAAAACUGGGAGAGCGAUUCCUCAAUCAGCUUGGUCAAAAGAAGAAAAGGAACAAAUCCAGACAGUUGAGAAUAAAACUGGAACUCAAUCAAAUGAUGAAUUUAGCGUAAAGAAUUUUUUAUCGUAUAUGCUAAAUAUGGUUCAAGAACUGAAAAAAGACAUAUUUGGUAUAAAAGAAAUGGCGUCAUUUAAAAAUAAAGAAGAAUUGGUAAAUUCUCAAAAUAAUUUUGAAGACAAGAAUAAACAGAAUAAAAUGGAAGUAAAAAAUGAUGCCCCAAAACAUGGUGACUCACCAGAAAACAAUGAGUUUAAAAGGGAAAAUCAGCAGCACAGAUCAAAUUAUUUAACAGAUUAUUAUCAGAAGAACGGUAUUAAAUUUGUUGACGAUGUAGAAGAAGAUGAAGAUCUUGAAAAUUUUAGCGAUCAGAGUGAUGAUUCUUCUCAUCAACCUAUUGAAGAAAUCAACAUACAAGAAAUUAAUAUAAAAAAUAAGAAUCGCAAUCAGAAUGAUGAUUCGUCUUAUAAACCUAAUGAAAGAAUCACUAUGCAGGGAAUUAAUAAAAAUAAUAAGAAUACAUACAAUGCUAAGUGUGUGAGAAUUACGAGAAAGCCUUACACAUAUUCUUCUGAAGUCGAGAAAAUUACAACCACUCCAAGUAGUCAAACCAAAGUGUCAGAAGAAAAUGUUAAGGAUAACAAAGAGAAUAGAAAAAAUCAUAAUUUUAAAGAAUCUACCACAAAACCUUCAGCAGCUGGAAAAAAUAAUUUAAAAUCAUCUACAGAAGAAACUGAAAACAUGCCAAUUGCAUCUUCAACUUCCAAAAUAGGAAAAUGUGUUAAAAAGAAUAAUUUGAAUUCCCUCAACAAUCUAAAUGAGAAAAAAGAUCCUACUGAAAAACCUUUAAAAUCUGCUGCAAUUGUAACAACAAAGAGUCCUCAAAAUGAAAAAUCUGAUAAAACAAACUCUAAAAGACCUAAUCAGAAUAAAACUCCUAAUAAUCUUUCGAAAGGGACAUCACCAUCGUCUGAUUAUAAAAAUCCUGAAAAGAGUUCAAAAAAUAAAGGUGUCUCAGAUUUUGAUAAUAAAUCUGGUGUCCACAUACAAUCAACAACUUUGCCUCCUCAGAAUUCUAAAGAUUUCGUUUAUCCUGAAAAUAUGGGCAAUACAAAUAAACCUUAUACUUCUGACAUAUUUUCCAAAAAACCAGCAUACAGAAAGCAACAAGAACAAAACACUUCUCCGAAACCGGCAGAUGAAAAACGAAUUCAAAAUAAUGCAAAAUCUCUCAAAAAUGUUGAUAAAACAAAUGAGUAUGCUACAGUGUCAACUACUAAUCAUAGAAUGAGUACUAAAGCACAUACGAUUGGCACUGAAAUUAAUGAUAACUUUAAAGAAUCUAAAAAUAAGAGGUCCAAUGUUAUUUCUUCUCACACAACCAUAACUUAUAACGAAAAUGGACCAAAUUCAAAGUCCGAGGGACAGCAAAAUAACUUAGAUACUGAUAAUACUAUUCAAUCUACUACUUCUGAAAAUAUAAUAAAUAUGGACAAUCUGAACAAACAUUUAUCUGACAAUUUUACUGACAAAAAAAGGACAAACAAAAACGAUGAAUCAGAAAAAUUAAAUGCUAAUAAUCAGGAUAAAAGUGAUUCAGAAAGUCAAGGAGAUAGUGAAACUGAACAAUUAAAAGAGCAGCAAACAAACAAUGCUCCCGAAUCAGAAAUAUCCUUAAAAAAUAAAAAGACUAAGGAUUCAAAACCAGAAAAUGACAUAAAAGAAGCAAAUGAUAAUUUGUCUUCGACGACUCCAAGUGACCUUCAUGCUUCACAAGAUUCGAAAAGCGAAUUCCGAAAUCAUGAUAUUGAAGGGUUUGGUAAACCACAAGAACUACAGGAAAGCAACGAAGAUCUAAGUAAAAAGGACGAAAUGCCUGAAAUUUCACCAGAUUAUGAAUAUGAAUAUGAAGAUGAUACUGAGGAUUUUGAUAUUUCGGAUGAAUUGAUGGAUAUGCAAGAUGAUCAAAAUCAAGAGAGUGAAAUUAAUAUAAACAAUGGAAAAUAUGAGAACAACGAUGAAAUGUAUCCUACAACUGUUUUAAUAAACGAGUUCCAAAUUUCUGAACAAACAGGAUAUGCAAUGAAAGGAAAUUCUCAGGAACAAUAUGACACAUUUUUAGAGUAUAUCUAUAAACAUUCACAUAAUCCUUUAUUUCAGUCCUUAAAAAACCAAUCUAAUGAUUCUUCUUAUGGUCGAUAUUAAAAUUUUGAAAACUAUCUUUUUUAUUUGUGAUUGUGAAGAAUAAACG